AAAUUGCUUUAAUUAGACGUAGUUUUCUCUCCAUCAAGAGCUAUCUUAUAGUGAUAAGAAAGAGAAGGUGUCGGCAGAUAACAAUUGUAGAAGAUCAGAUUAUGUUCAAAAUCGACUUUUUGACUUUCGUGAUUUCGAGAUUUGGUGCGAGCGGCGUAGUUAAAGCUCUCAGCUCGUUCAAUAUUCACAAUCCCGUGGUCCCUCUCCAUCUUUACGCGCGACACAGCGCUUGAUCUGUCUUAAUAUCCCCGAGGAAUAGUCUCGAAUCAGAGUCAAUUGCGUACGUUGUUUAUUUAAUAGUACUGAAAGACGCAAGAAGGCAACAUGGCGCCAAAGUUUGUGCGCGAUAAACAUAUUCAGUACAUUCAAUCGCUCGACAAGAAACAAGAUGAGCUGGAGUACUGGCUAUCAGAACAUUUGAGAAUGAACGGGGUGUACUGGGGUCUGACGGCGCUGGAUCUGAUGGGAGCGCGGGAUGCGCUUCCGAGGGAUAAGAUGAUUGAAUAUGUGAAGAGCUGUCAGCAUGCAAAUGGUGGAUUUGGCGCGAACCCGGGCCACGACGAACAUAUUCUGUACACAUUAUCUGCGAUACAGAUCCUGUUCAUCCAAGGCGCUAUGGACGAAGUUGACGCUGAUCUAGUAGCAAAGUACGUGUGCUCGCUCCAGAACCCGCAGAACGGCGCCGUGCGGGGCGAUCUCUACGCCGACAGCGAGGACACGCGGUUCGUCUACAUCGCGUUCCAGAUCCUCGCGUUACUAGACCGCUUGCCACAAUUUGACGUCGACAAGGCGGUCGAGUACAUCGACUCGUGCAAGAACUACGAUGGCGGGUACGGCAUGGUUCCCGGUGCGGAGUCGCACGCAGGCCAGAUCUUUGUGUGCGUGGCUGCGCUGGCGAUCGCGGAUCGCCUUGAUCUGGUCGACAGGGAUUUACUGUCCUGGUGGCUUUGCGAGCGGCAGGUGCCAUCGGGAGGACUGAACGGACGGCCGGAGAAGUUGCCGGACGUGUGUUAUAGCUGGUGGGUGUUAUCUGCGCUGGCGGUGCUGCAACGACUGGACUGGAUCGACGGGGACCGGCUGCGGGAGUUUAUCCUGGAGGCGCAGGACGACGAGUUGGGUGGGAUUGCGGAUCGCAAGGGAGACGCGGUGGACGUGUUUCAUACUUUGUUUGGGAUCGCGGGGUUGAGUUUGCUGGGGUACGAGGAUCUCGAGCCUGUGGAUCCGAUAUAUUGUCUGCCGGCGCGGGUGACGAAGGAUCUGAAGUAUCGGAGACGGUGAAGUGUAAGAUGGCGUAUUAAAUAAAUGUA
Molecule: messenger RNA, 1307 nt
Organism: Myxozyma melibiosi
Lineage: Eukaryota; Fungi; Ascomycota; Lipomycetes; Lipomycetales; Lipomycetaceae
Product: terpenoid cyclases/protein prenyltransferase alpha-alpha toroid
Exons: 4
Coding region: 325-1278 (317 amino acids)
Biological process (GO): protein geranylgeranylation
Cellular component (GO): Rab-protein geranylgeranyltransferase complex
Molecular function (GO): Rab geranylgeranyltransferase activity
Source: RefSeq, a predicted model, not a curated record